CUUCCUAAAUAGCAGUAUUAAUGAACGCUUCUCACCGUUUUCAUAAUUUGUUCUUUCUCACUCACUUUUUCAUUAAUAAAUCUCUUCGCUUUUUAUUAUCAUCACUUUUAAAACAUGCCUACUGGACAUCACAAAUCGUUGAAGAGAAAAGUCCACGGCAUCGUCGAUCAAAUCAGCGAUGAUUUCUCCGAUUUCUCUCUUUCUUCUCCCGCCACCAAGAUUCGCCGCCUCCAUGGUGAGUUACCUCCGAUUGUUGAAGAACAUGAACAAGAAGAACACGAACCGCUUCCAAACGAGGAAAGAGCUCUUGUGCUUUUUAAACCCUUUCUUCCUCAUUCCCCUGAUUAUAAUAAUUCCUCUUUCUCUCUCACUCUCAAUUCUGACCUAAUCUCUCAAAUCAAGACCAAUCAAGUUUCGUGGUCAAAACAAUGUGAUUAUUCUUCUGAUUACUGUGAUCCUCUAAAAAUAGAAGAGCAGGAACAAAACGACGACAGUGAUAAUUGUCGUUUAGCUAUUGUGCCUUGGGUACAGCAACAACAACACUUACCCUCUUGUUCCGACAGUUUUGAUGAUUCUGAAGAUAAUGACAACACAGAUACAAUAGAAUUGAUGGAAGCUGAUGAAGAAGGAGUUAUGAUGGAUGUAGAAGAACAAGACUGUGACAAUGCUUAUAAUAACUCUACAACAAUGUUUAUGGUGUCAGAGGGGUUUCAACAACACUGUUUGUUACCUCAUAUUCCUCAAAACAAUUCAACUCCCAUCACUUGGACUCGUUGAAAAUCUCUCAUUAUUAUUAUUACUAGUUAGAUUACACUAGACAGACUACUAGAGAUUAGAUUUUAGUUUUGCUGAGAAAAAAAAAAUGGGUUUUUGCUUUAGCUUCUUCACCAAGGGAUGGAUUGGGGGAAGCUGGUCAAUGUCUAUAAUAGUGACCAAGAUGGGAAUGGGAUGAUGGGGUUGCUUGUACUUUUUCCUAAAGACCCUUCAAGUAACAAAGAUAGAUAUCAAUGUUUUAUUUUUGUUUCGUCUUCUA
Molecule: messenger RNA, 1033 nt
Organism: Cicer arietinum (chickpea)
Lineage: Eukaryota; Viridiplantae; Streptophyta; Magnoliopsida; Fabales; Fabaceae
Source: RefSeq, a predicted model, not a curated record